UAAAAGGAGUGGAAUUGCGAUUGGAUUAGGAAAGGGGAAAACACAGUAUAAAAAUAGAGUGGGUUUUCAGUUUUGUUCACAUCUGAUCAACCAUGACUUACAAAGUUGCGUCACCGACGGAGUUGCUGGCCGUCACCGGAUGGGGAAUCAGAGACAUAAAACUGGUGAAGAAAGCAUACGUUUGGCCGUUUCAAAAAUGCACCCGAGUCGACCUCUCGCCGGUCAACUAUACCUUCGAGGUUCAGGCCAUGAGCGCCGAGAAGCUUCCAUUUAUCCUGCCGGCGGUCUUCACAAUUGGGCCACAAGUGGAGGACCAAGAAAAAGUCCUCCUUUACGCGAAACUACUGUCCUCUCACGAUAAGCAGUCAAACCAUGUGAAUGAACUUGUACAGGGCGUUAUCGAAGGGGAAACUCGGGUGUUGGCGGCAUCCAUGACCAUGGAGGAGAUAUUCAAAGGGACCAAGGAGUUUAAAAAGGAGGUUUUCGAGAAGGUUCAACUGGAACUCAACCAGUUUGGGCUGCUGAUCUACAAUGCCAAUGUCAAACAGUUGGUGGACGUGCCGGGUCACGAGUAUUUUUCAUAUCUCGGCCAGAAGACUCAGAUGGAGGCCGCCAAUCAAGCCAAGGUGGAUGUGGCGGAGGCCAGGAUGAAAGGACAGGUUGGAGAGAAGUUGCGUGAUGGGCAGACGAGGCAAAACGCAGCGAAGAUUGAUGCAGAAACCAAGAUUAUAAAGAUGCAGAGAGAAGGAGAAGGAGAAAAAGAGACGGUUAGGGUUAAGACUGAUGUUCAGAUAUUUCAGUACGAGAAGGAGGCUGAGGUGGCAGAGGCUAAUGCGGAGUUGGCGACUAAGAAGGCUGGGUGGACUCGGUUGGCUCAGCUGGCCGAGGUGGAGGCGUCCAAGGCCGUGGAUUUGAGGACCGCUGAGUUGCAGUCCGAGGUAGAACGGAAAAAUGCCCUCACUCGAACGGAGAAGCUCAAGGCUGAGUUUCUGAGUAAGGCCAGCGUCGAGUAUGAUAUUAAGGUGCAAGAGGCAAAUUGGGAACUGUACAAGAACCAAAGGGCUGCAGACGCAGUUGCAUAUGAGAAACAGAAGAGUGCAGAGGCACAAAAGGCUAUCGCAGAUGCAGCCUUCUACGCAAGUCAACAAGCUGCGGAGGCAGAUCUCUACGCCAAGAAGAAAGAAGCGGAGGGAAUCAUGGCCAUGGCAGAAGCACAAGGCGCCUACUUGGACACCCUGCUGAAACAACUUGGAGGGAACUAUGAAGCUUUGAGGGACUAUAUCAUGCUCACCAAUGGUGCUUAUCUAGAAAUUGCUAAGAUCAAUUCUCAAGCUGUGCAGGGACUCAACCCCAAAAUCAGCAUCUGGACUGGUGCUAAUGGCAAUGGCGAUCAUGGCGGCAAUGGGGCGAUGAAGGAGGUUGCCGGAGUAUAUAGCAUGUUGCCGCCAUUGUUGAAGACUGUGAAUGAACAGACUGGCAUGUUGCCCCCUCCAUGGCUGGGGAAACUGACUGAAGCCGGCAGUUCUGCUUCCAAAUGAGCCCUUGUCUCAUCAUUAAUUAGCAACUCCAUCUUUUUCUAACAUAGCUGAUGAACCUUUUUUUUUUUUUUUUUUUAAGGUCUUUCUUUCUUUUGAUAUUAAGUAGUAGUUGUUAGUGUUACUAUAAAUAGUGAAGCUUUUAUGAACAACAUGUGAAUAUAUUUUUAACCAA
Molecule: messenger RNA, 1710 nt
Organism: Vitis vinifera (wine grape)
Lineage: Eukaryota; Viridiplantae; Streptophyta; Magnoliopsida; Vitales; Vitaceae
Product: flotillin-like protein 3
Exons: 2
Coding region: 93-1538 (481 amino acids)
Biological process (GO): protein localization to plasma membrane
Cellular component (GO): plasma membrane; plasma membrane raft
Source: RefSeq, a predicted model, not a curated record